ACAUCCAUCUGUCAAACGAUUCAACGGAGAAGGGCUAAAACUGCCAACACUCAAGUGAAAAUCGUGUUUCUGCACCGGAAAAAUGGUCGAAUCCAAAUCGGAAAAACCUGACGUGAACAAGGAGAACGUCGAUCCAUCCAAGGAGAUGGAAAUCGACGAGGAGGAAGACGUUCCGACGAAGGUUUUCACGAUCGAAAUUCUGCGGGUGAUCAAGGAUUUGCAGCAGCAGCAUGGUCUCCGCCACGGAGAUUUUCAACGCUAUCGUGGAUACUGCUCGCGAAGGGUCAAGCGUUUGAGGAAGACAUUGAAUUUGCCCCAGGGUGAUAAGCGGCACUACAAGAAGAGGGACGUCACGAUGGCCAACCUGGAGAAGGAGAAUUCCGACGAGAGGUUGAUCCAUAUUCCGCUAAUGUUGGCCGAAAGGGCCUGGGCUUAUGCGAUGCAGCUGAGGCAGGAGUCUAAUACGGAACCGAGAAAGCGGUUCCAUUUGGUGGGCAAGCUGAGGAAGGCUACGGUCUAUGCGCUGCAGCUGCAGGAACUGUGCAACUCGGAAUAUUGCGAUGCCAGGACCAAGUUGGAAGCGGAGGCCUACUCGGCUUGGAUCCAUGGCUCGUUGCAUUUUGAGCUGUCCCUGUGGAAGAGUGCUGCGGAGAAUUUGAAGAAGGCGCAGAUCAUUUACGAGAAUUUGGCGCAGACGCUUCCGGAGGAGGAGCAGGUCGUUUACAAGGCUAAGGUGGACGAAUUGACGCCGAGUCUGCGCUACUGCGCCUACAAUGUUGGGGAGAAUGCCUCGAUGAAUGAUUUGCUGGAGAUGCGUGGACAGGGAAUGCUGGACAAUUUGAGCACUUUGGUGGCGCAGACGAAAACCGAGAGCAUGGAGGCGUUCCAGACUACGGAAUGGCGCGGCCGAAAGGUUACGGUUCGUCCGGAAAAGGUCCGCUUGUUCUUGUUGAGCAUUCAGGAUUUGGAGAAGAGCAUCGAGAAAGCGAAGGAUUAUCCGAGCAAGAUUGAGCUGCUGGAGAAUGUUCUUUUGGACUGUAAGGAUGCCAUUUCGGCUAUUAAAGAUGAAAUUAAGCAGGAUCCCAAGUUGAGAACGAGCAGCGAGUCCGGAACAAUGACUGCCACUCAGUACUUGUUGACUUACUUGUCUUACACCAGAUUGAAGUUGACAUUGGAGAGGAACCUGUUUAUGGUAGCUCAAGGAAAGCUGAGUCUUGAUGACCCGAACGCUCCGGAGAAGGUCCAGAUCGAAUGCAAAAAGACCAAGCCACAGGACUUGUCACGGUUGUAUGAAAUCAUUCUCCAAAAUGUGUCGGAAAUGCAGCAGCUGCCAGGAAUGGAAACCGAUUCGGCCUAUCAGUCGGAAAUCGAAACUUUGACACUCACCUUUAAGUCAUUCCGCUGUUACUACAUUGCCAUAACCUUGGUAGCGCUGAAGCGAUGGCGCGAAGCCGUGGCCUUGUACGAGCGGUCCACAAAGUAUGCCUCGGAAGCAAUUGCCUCCAAAGCCAUUUCCAAGGAUUUCGACCUCCGCAACGAACUGAAGCAACUGAUCCAGACCAUCGAGGGAUGCAAAUUCUCCGCGCACGCCAACAGCGUCCUCGAGGAAGACACCGCCGAGGAAUCGGUUCUCUACGGCAAGGCCACCAAAUCCUCCAAGCCCCUCUUCGAGCGCCUCUCGCUCUACAAGGAGGACGCCUCGCUCAACUCCCGCAAUCCGAACGUGUUCAAGCUGACGCCGGAGAUGCAGCCGAUUCCCGCCAAGCCGCUGUUUUUCGAUCUGGCGCUGAACUUUGUGGAGUUUCCCUCGUUGGAGGACAAGGUGGAACAGAAGGGUGCCGGCGGCAAGCAAGCUGCCGGAAUGUCCGGAUUCGUCAAGGGACUGUUCGGCUGGGGUGGCAGUGCUGGAAAGUAGAAAGGGUUUUGGUAUUACUAUAAUGGGGAUUUUUCCAGUUAUUAUUUUUGUUUGCUUUUCAAAAGUGGAAUCAUUACUAAUAUAUGACAUCUUCUGUAACACGUAUGGCCAAUAAAGUAUAGCGCAUUUGUUGUACCGAA
This is a messenger RNA of Aedes albopictus (Asian tiger mosquito), 2055 nucleotides long. RefSeq names its product signal recognition particle subunit SRP68 (gene Srp68). Gene Ontology annotation, molecular function: signal recognition particle binding; endoplasmic reticulum signal sequence receptor activity; 7S RNA binding. The transcript has 2 exons. The record is from RefSeq and is a predicted model, not a curated record. NCBI's taxonomy places the organism in Eukaryota, Metazoa, Arthropoda, Insecta, Diptera, Culicidae. The coding region runs from base 83 to 1915 and encodes 610 amino acids. Gene Ontology annotation, cellular component: signal recognition particle, endoplasmic reticulum targeting. Gene Ontology annotation, biological process: SRP-dependent cotranslational protein targeting to membrane.